Messenger RNA from Podospora anserina S mat+, 528 nucleotides. RefSeq lists its product as uncharacterized. The transcript has a single exon. Bases 1 to 528 code for a protein of 175 amino acids. The record is from RefSeq and is a predicted model, not a curated record. NCBI's taxonomy places the organism in Eukaryota, Fungi, Ascomycota, Sordariomycetes, Sordariales, Podosporaceae.
AUGCGCACCUCUACCCUCCUCGCCACUGUCUCCGCCCUGGCCCUUACCGCCACCGCAGCGCCCGCCUUGACCUCCCCAUCCAACCAAAUGAACCCCCUCCUCAAGGAACGCCAACAAUGCGGGACCAUCUACCCCAACCUCCGCAACUCCCCCACCACCCCCCCUCCCUACCAAGUCUUCAUCUCCUCCGCCGACGCCUCCGGUAUCGAGAUCGGCUUUUCCAUUCCCUCCUCAGUCGUCUCCGCCGGCACCGGACCCUGCGAGCUGGUCCUCGACCUGUCUUCUUCCCAAGCUGCUGUCUACGGAUCAGCACAGGUCAAUGUUUACGCUCUUGACGGCCCAGAUGCGAAUGCUUUGGUCGGCACGACUCAGUUCUACCAGGGGAGCAAGGCUAGCAUCAGCAGCUGGGCUUGCAGAGAGCAGAUGUGCUUCAGACUGGAGGUUGCGGAGGAGUCGGAGGGGAAGCAGGUCAGCUUUGAGGAGGUGGCUGUCCAGGGAGCGGGUUUCUGGAUGAAGUAUGGCUGCUAG